CGCGGACUGUCCCGGUGGAGGUCCUCCCGCUUAGUUCAAGUGAAACCCACGUGUUGAAAAAUGGCGGACGCAGGAGAAUCAAAGAAAAAGCACAGGAAGAAGAGUGGAGAGGACUUGGGGUCCAUCCAACAAUCUGAAACCUUUCUGAUUCAACCAUCAGAGAAGGCAGCCAAACUAGACACAUCUCAAUGGCCACUGCUGCUCAAGAACUUUGACAAGUUGAAUGUGCGAACAAACCACUACACACCCAUCGCUUCAGGAUGCUCUCCCUUGAAGAGACCAAUUGAAGACUAUGUCAGGAGUGGUGUGAUAAACCUCGACAAGCCCGCCAACCCGUCUUCUCAUGAAGUCGUGGCGUGGAUCAAACGUAUACUGCGUGUGGAAAAGACCGGGCACUCCGGGACGCUGGACCCCAAGGUGACAGGAUGUCUGAUCGUGUGCGUGGAGCGCGCCACCAGGCUAGUGAAGUCUCAGCAGGGUGCAGGGAAGGAGUAUGUCUGUAUAUUCAAACUACACAGUGUCGUGGAGGACCAGAAGAGAGUCAAACAGACAAUUGAAGGCAUGACAGGAGCUCUCUUCCAACGUCCACCGCUCAUCUCUGCUGUCAAGCGUCAGCUGCGUAUCCGCACAGUGUAUGAAUGCAAGAUGUCCGAGUAUGAUGCAGAGAAAGCUAUGGGUAUAUUCUGGGUGAGCUGUGAGGCGGGCACCUACAUCCGAACCAUGUGCGUCCAUCUUGGCCUCUUCCUAGGGGUCGGAGGUCAGAUGCAAGAACUGCGUAGGGUUCGGUCAGGGAUUCAGUCCGAGAAGGAGGGGAUGGUGACGAUGCACGACGUGAUGGAUGCCCAGUGGGCAUACGACCAUCACAAGGAUGAAGAGUAUCUGCGCAGAGUUAUCCGCCCCUUGGAGUCUCUUCUCAUCUCGCACAAGAGAAUCAUCAUGAAAGACACUGCUGUAAAUGCUGUGUGCUACGGUGCAAAAAUCAUGUUGCCAGGUGUACUAAGAUACGACGAUGGUAUUGAAGUCAAUGACGAGAUCGUCAUCAUCACAACUAAAGGAGAGGCCGUAGCUUUAGCCAUUGCUCAAAUGACGACUGCAGUGAUAUCCACAUGUGACCACAACGUUGUGGCCAAGAUCAAGCGGGUUAUCAUGGAGAGGGACACGUACCCUCGCAAGUGGGGCUUGGGGCCAAAGGCCUCCCAAAAGAAGAAAAUGAUUUUAGAUGGCAAACUAGAUAAGUUCGGUAAACCAAAUGAGAAGACGCCCAAGGAUUGGUCCAAGUCAUAUGUAGAUUUCAAUGUUAAGAAGGAAGAAACCUCAAACGGCUCAGGAGAUGCCCCCGACUCAACACCAGCAAAAGCCCCAAAGAGGAAGCACGAUGUCACCAGCAGCAGCAGCUCCGAUGAGGAAGUGGCCACGCCAGCAAAAUCUCAGUCACCAGAAAGUGGUGAGAAGAAGAAAAAGAAGAAGAAGAAGAAAGACAAGAAGCAAGAGGAAGUUGAGGAGCCUUCAUCAGAGAAGAAGAAGAAAAAGAAGAAGAAACAAAAGAAGCAGGAAUCUGACUCGGAUUAAAUCAUUUAGCACAUUGUUCCCAUCAGGAGGGUAUACGACAGAUACCACACAGUAUAUACGAGAUGUAUCCUACAUUGUAUAGGAUAUACAAGAGCCGUGGUACAGGAUGUGUGGAAUGGCAAGAAACUGCAACCUCAACAAUUCCAGCUUGAAGACGACAUGGUUUCAUGUGUGGACGAAGUGAUGGAGAAGCUUGUUUGUGUAAAUAACUGCAACUAUUCAGGGAAGAUACAACAAGCCCCUAGCCCCAGUGCGUCUUUUAUACAAAAUUAUCAGUUCAUUCCUUCUGUUGCAUCAACCUUUAUAUUCCGUCUUUCUUUUGGUUUUGUUCUGUUGUACAAGUCGGAUAUACCUCAAUAUAUCGUGGCAGAUUUUGAACAUCUUCCGUGUUUUGAAGAAUAUGAACACUCUGAAAAUACAUUACAAGGCAUUAUUUGGUAUGCAAGGUCUUGUUUUUUAAUUAAGAUAGUGUUUUUAACAGAUGUAUACAAAGUUGAGCAUUUAUGGUUUGUUUGAUUAGAGAUCUUGGAUACCGACAUGUUGUGUAUGUAUCAUACAGACUAUGUUUUAGUUUAUUGGAAGGAUGGAUUUACCCAAACAUUAAGUAUUGACAAUAAGCACCGAAAACUCAGUGCAAUUAUCAGGAUAAUGCAUUUAUCAAACCUUUAGUUAACUUUUGUUUAGUUUAGAACUCACACAGGUGAUAAAUAGAGAUUGACAUCAAGUAUGGAGGUGAGUUGGUUUGAGUGUUGAUCCUAGUGAUUGUUGAAGCCAUCAAUGUAUGAUCAAGAAAUUAAUCCGAGAUAGAGCAUUAUUUGGAUAGAUCUCUUUUGAUGUUGGAACAUUUCAGAAAUGAGACUAGUGUCGUAAACAUAGUAUGACAUGAACACAUAUAAUAUCCUAUUUAUUUGGAUAGAUUUGUUUUUGGCGUUUCAAAAACAAGAUACACUUCUGGUAGUGUCUUAUCACCGAUCCUAAUUAGGAUAAUUCACUGGCUUCAUGUGUGUGUAGGAUACAGAGUUGUACAGUUGUUAUUGAAUACUUACAGGGGAAAUACCUUGCUAUACUCACCAGAGCAUGGUGCAAAUUAUGGAAGCUAAGAAUGUGCUACUUGGCUGAAGUCAAACAGUAUGUUCAUCAUGUGGGAUAGAUUGCUCCACUAAAUUCAGGCAUGUGGGGCAACUGGUGCCUUGUAUAUUUCUUUUAGUUGGUUGACAAAGCUGGUCUGAAAUAAGAAGAAAAAUGAAAACCCAUUUUUAUUUGACUUUUUUACAAUUACGAGGAAUGACCCCCCAAAAUGGCACCGCUGUUCCUAAGAAACGGUGAAUAAUGCAUAUGAAAAUCUAUAUUCUAAUCCCCCAAAAUGAAAUCAAUUAUAUUUAGGUGUCUUGCCAUGUUAAAUCUUGUUUGCUUUUAUUCAUUGUAACAGCUCUAAUCUGGAAGUUGAAAAUUAUUAUUCUUUUAUCUUUUGCCCAACAGCUUUCAUCAAAUUUUAGGCCAAAAAUGUUGUAAACCAACUAAUAAAAUAUAAUGGCCUAAUAUUUUCCUUCAUGUGAAAAGAACUACUUGCUGUUUUGAUUCAGAUGGAGAACAUUCCUGGAAUACUGUAGUGUCAUUGAUGAAUGAAAUUCAGCAUUUGUUGGUGAUGGUGAUGGUCUCACUGUAACUCUCGUCUCAAUCCUUGCUGUUGGGUACAGUACUCUUCUGUCAUUGUGAGAACUGAGGUAUGCUGUCCACGGAGAUUGAGAGCAAGUCUUGUUUUUAUCUGGUUAAGAACUACCUAUAUAGGAUAUAUUUGUUUGUGUUAAAGUUUUUACCAAAGACAUGAAAUUUUGAAGGACUAACAGAUUAUUGGUAGAACUGUUACAUUGUCACAAGUGACAGAAUUGUUACUCUAUUUCAUAGGUGGUGUAUAACCGUCAAAAUAUUUGUAAGACAAAAUAAUUUAUUAGUUCAACAACAGCUUCAAGAGACUAUGAAAUGUUUUAUUACAAGAUAAACCUGCAAGGCUGCAUGGUAAUUGAUGACUUAAGGUGUUUUGUAAUUUAGAUGCAUUGAACAUUCCCAAUCCAAUAGUUCGAAGUACAUCAGUCAUGGUUGGUUAUGAGCCUCCACACAUGGAUGAAACACAAUGUGGUUACGAACGUUGUGAUAGUGGUAUGAUGGGCAUUUAUUCUGCAUUUCUGUCAUCUUAGCAUUGCUUCAUUUUAUUUUGUAAAACAUAUUUUGUAAAUAAAUCAUCAUGAAUAAAA
This is a messenger RNA of Haliotis rufescens (red abalone), 3821 nucleotides long. Its product is annotated as H/ACA ribonucleoprotein complex subunit DKC1-like. NCBI's taxonomy places the organism in Eukaryota, Metazoa, Mollusca, Gastropoda, Lepetellida, Haliotidae. Gene Ontology annotation, biological process: snRNA pseudouridine synthesis; rRNA pseudouridine synthesis; mRNA pseudouridine synthesis. The record is from RefSeq and is a predicted model, not a curated record. Gene Ontology annotation, molecular function: RNA binding; pseudouridine synthase activity. The transcript is spliced from 14 exons. Gene Ontology annotation, cellular component: box H/ACA snoRNP complex. Bases 61 to 1569 code for a protein of 502 amino acids.